Poecilia latipinna (sailfin molly) is the source of this 1277-nucleotide messenger RNA. RefSeq names its product cadherin-12-like. The transcript is spliced from 4 exons. Gene Ontology annotation, biological process: cell-cell adhesion mediated by cadherin; cell-cell junction assembly; homophilic cell-cell adhesion. Gene Ontology annotation, cellular component: adherens junction; plasma membrane; catenin complex. Lineage: Eukaryota; Metazoa; Chordata; Actinopteri; Cyprinodontiformes; Poeciliidae. Gene Ontology annotation, molecular function: cadherin binding; calcium ion binding; beta-catenin binding. The record is from RefSeq and is a predicted model, not a curated record. The annotation marks the transcript as partial.
CCGAGCCGGCAGUACUCCCAGACCCUCCUCACAUGUUCUCUCUGCUUCAAACACACACCUCCUCCCUCCUCCUGGCGCACACACACACACACUGCCCUGCUCACUCAGUCGCUCUCUCUCUCUCCCCCCAUUCGGUCGUCGUUCUGCAUCCGCUCGGACGCGCUUCUCUUUAGGUACAGCUCCCGUGCAUUCUCCAGCUCUGCCCUCGUCUCUUGCGGUGCGGCGCGGCGCGUGCGGUCCUGUGAUGCUCCAGCUCGCGCUCAAAGUGAACACAGACGGAGCGGGACGAUGACUGAAAGGCACCAAAGAGGAAAGCAGGGUGAGAAAAGGAAUUAAAAAAGAGGAGUGAAAGGAGAAAGAGGGAGACCGCGUUUGCGUAAAAGGUGGAAGGACAGUUUGAUUCAGUGAGAAUUUGGAUUAAACUGGCUGCUCCUCUGCUUCCUAGUUACCAUCACAGGUAAUGAGAUCGAGAAGUCACUGUCUGCAGCCCUGAAGCACGCUGCGACUCCACGCCUCACUCAUCCACACACAACUCAUCGCCAGCAGCCGUUUCCCCCCCGCAACUCAGUUCUCAACAAGGACUUCAACUCGGGGAACUGAACCUCACAAAUCGCCAAUGCUUACAAGGAACUGCCUGCUGCUGUUCCUGUGGAUUCUUGUCAACGAGGGUUCCGUCUUUUCCUCACACAAACCUUCAUCCCCACUGGGACGGAGCAGGAGCGGGCGAGAGCGCGCCAGGAGCUCGGUGGGCUCGACGAGGAAUGGGGCGGCUGCGUUUCAGCGCGUCAAGAGGGGCUGGGUGUGGAACCAGUUCUUUGUCCUGGAGGAGUACAUGGGCUCAGACCCGCAGUACGUGGGCAAGCUCCACACUGACCUCGAUAAGGGGGACAGUUCGGUGAAGUACACCCUCUCGGGGGAAGGUGCUGGCUCCAUUUUCACAAUUGACCAAACUACGGGGGACAUCCAUGCCUUAAGGAGCCUUGACAGGGAGGAGAAGCCUUACUACACCCUGCGGGCUCAGGCUGUGGACAUCGACACCAAUAUCCCCCUGGAGCCGGAAUCGGAGUUUGUCAUCAAGGUCCAAGAUAUCAAUGACAAUGAACCAAAAUUCCUGGAGGGACCUUACACAGCCAGCGUACCCGAGAUGUCACCAGUCGGGACCUACGUGACACAAGUAACAGCCACAGACGCGGAUGACCCAACCUAUGGAAACAGUGCCAGAGUUGUGUACAGCAUCCUUCAUGGUCAGCCAUACUUCUCUGUUGACCCCAAAACAG